Ectocarpus sp. CCAP 1310/34 is the source of this 3672-nucleotide messenger RNA. The record is from the annotation of a GenBank genome assembly. NCBI's taxonomy places the organism in Eukaryota, Phaeophyceae, Ectocarpales, Ectocarpaceae.
AUGGCGUUUCUUCCCAGGGGAUGCUUUCCGUCGGUCCCCUCGGAGACGACUCCGAAGCUCUUAGGCUGGAGGCGACGGCGAGGGGGGGAGCCAGCGGCGGCGGCAACGGCGGCGGCGGCGGCAGCAGCAGCUCCCGCUCGAUUCACGCCAUACGCUGCUUCAAUGCGCAGACGGACUUGUCCGCACUGGACCUCUUGCGAAACGGCCGCCUGGGAGACGACGACGAUGACGAUGACGGGAACGGCAAGGCGUUGGCUGCAGCCGCCGCCGGCAACGCUCUGGGUAGAGGCAAAGGCCUGCUCGACCUGGACUCCGUCCCCGUCCUUCGUUUCCUUCUUUCGGGGGGUCUCGCCCCCGACGACUGCAACAGCAGCGGCAACAACAACAGCAGCAGCAGUAACAACACUGGCAUCAACAGCAAUAGCAACAGCAGCAAGAACCGCAGCAGCAGCAGCAGCAGCAGCAGCAGCAGUGGUGACCGCGUGUUCGACCUGUGCCUGACGCGUGGGGAGCGCAACGCCGAGGUUUCCCAAACGGUGGAGGCUUUCAGGCUCAACCGAGACCAGGCCCGUCUUCUCUGGCGCUGUGCGACCUGGUUCCGCCCCGCUGAGGCUGCCGGUGACAAUGACGACGACGAAAGCGACGACGACGCCAAGGAAGGCCCAGGAACUAGAGGGAGGGCCAAGGAGAAGGAGGAGGACCAAGAGCAGGGGCGUCCGACGGAGGAGGGAGGAGGGGGGAUGGCGGGAGAGGACGGCGCCCCGGUUGUUCUCGUGCACGGCGUGUUCGGCGCUGGAAAGUCCCUUACGCUGGUGGCACUAUGUGUGAUGGUCGACAGGAUAGCAGCCGCGGAUGCCCGCUUGAGGUCGUCACGUGGACUCCCCCCCAGGCCAAAGGCAGAACAAGUCAGAGUUCUCCUCGCUUCCGGUACCAACGUUGCCGUCGACAGGGUUCUGAUGGGACUGGUGUCGGCGGGUUUUGACGACAUCGCCCGCCUCGGCUCACAUCGCCGGACGCACAAGUCUCUCCUCGACCGGGUUGUUCACAGCAGCCCCCCUGGGCGCGACGCGCAAAAGGCAGUGCAGAGUGAGCUCCAGGCUAUGCUCAAGACGGCUGUUGGAGCGGAAAGGGACGAGAUUGGGCGAGCGCUGCAGGCGUCGAAGGCGGAAAGCUUCACGACAGACCAAGCCAAACGGUUGCGCGAGGCCCGCGUGACCGGCGUCACCUGCGCGUCGGCGACGGUACCCUUGCUCACAAGACCGCCCCGGUCGCCGCGCCCCCUCCCACGAGGCGGCGUUGUCAGCGGCGGCAACGGCAGCAAUUCCGUUGCAGCGCGAAAGACCGGGGUCGCCACGGGAGGCGCCAAGACGGCUGGUCCAUGGAAACGUCCGGCCGGGGUUGCCGGGAGCAACGGGCGUCGUUUGGGGGGGGGGAGGGGAAGCGCGGGGGAGCGAGGUUGGAGCGGGGGCGGUGGCGAGGGACGUCGCCGCGGGUACGACAUCGUCGUUCUCGACGAGUGCUCGCAGAUCGUGGAGCCGAUGAGCCUGCUGCCGGUCGCCGUUGCGCAGCCGCGGAGGCUCGUGCUUGUGGGAGACCCGAUGCAGCUCCCGCCUCCGGUAGCGCGUGCCAGGAUGCCCAAAGAGGCGUGGCUUGAGAAAGUGAACGCGCGCCCGGGGAACGGGGACACUCUAGAGAAGACCCUGUUCGUUCGCCUGGCCAAGCUCGGCGUUCAGCCCCUGCUGCUAGGCCGGCAGUACCGCUGCCACCCGCAGAUGUCGGCACUGGCAAGCCGCCUCUUCUAUCAGGGCAGGUUGACGGACGGCGUUGCUGCGAGAGACCGGGGGCCGCUAGUGCCGGGGCUCGCGCCGUUGACGCUCCUCGACGCCGCCGGAAGGGGCGCCGAGAGCACGGCCCCCGGCGGCAGCAUCAAGAACGCCUUCGAGGCCCGCGCGGUGGCGGACGUCGUGGUCUCCCUGCUGCGCGCCGGGUCAAGCAACGGCGGCGGCGCUGGCGGCGGCAGUGGCGGCGGUGGUGUAUCCGUGGCCAGUAUCGGGAUCAUUUGCCUAUACAAGGCACAGCUGGCACAGGUCCGCCGUGAGCUGGAGUCGGCGUCUCGGGCCACCCCUGCGGCUUCUUCGAUGCCAUCGUCUUCGUCAUCACUGGAUGUUGGUGUUCAACCUGGGGGAGACGGACGGGAUGAAGGGCAGCAAGGCGGGGGUUCUUCGGUUCCUUCGUGUUGCCGCGACGUGCAGGUUAGCACGGUGGAUGCAUUCCAGGGAGCCGAGAAAGACAUCGUCAUCGUCGCCUCCACGCGCACCGAACGCCUAGGUUUCCUUGUGAGCCCGCAGCGACUUUGCGUGGCCCUUACCCGAGCGAGGCAUCACCUGCUGGUGGUCGGAGAGAAGAGCGUGCUCGUGACGAACCCGCUCUGGAGGGAGGUCGUCGAUGCCAGCAACGUCGUUGUCACCCUCGCACAGAUGUUCUCUUCCAGCAGCACCAGCGGUGGUGGGGGAGGGGCGAGAGAGAAGGGGGAGCCCGUCGCCAGGUCGGCGGAUGGAGCGGGGGGGGAGAAGAGCGGGUGUUGGAAAUGAUGGAGACGGCAACAGAAGCUCUCGUUAUGCUGCUGCUCCUUCUCGCACGUUCGAGGUAGUAUGGAUGGCAGUUGUUUUCACCAUCUAGCCUGCCGGCGUGAUGAAGGGGAGGGCUGGUGCCAUCCCACAGAGUCGGGGUGGUAGCUGAUGCCAUCCAACAGAGUUGGGUUGGCAGCGAUUUUCCUCGGAAACGCGCUGCGUACUCUGAGUUGCGGGGUCCACAUGAACAUAUACACGAAGUUAUCCUUGUCGUAGUCCAUACGGCACGGAAGUAGUUUUGAAGUUUGAGUUUUUUGCUUCAUUUGGUCCGGAUGUAGUCAGUCCACCCGCAGCAAGCACCCAUCCAGCCAGUCGGUCUGCGUUGUUCGUGUUCUUGGAAGAAACUAUUUCCUCCAACGCGGUCUUGAGGCCGGUCGGUCACAACGCUGGCGUGUACAGAACGACCACGUUCCAUCAUCACAGCAUGCUGAUAGAAUAACAUGCUUCGUGGUGCAGAUACAUAGGUUUGGAAGAUGAAAAGUCUACCUACGUAGAUGAGACCACUCUCAUCAAGAGAGAGGAUGAGGACAUUGGGGGCGAGGGCGACGGCGUUUCCUCCGAUAUGGUCGUCGGGAUCUGGCGGGGCUAGGCCUCGCGGGUUUGUUUCAUAGCGGUACACUGGAAGCGACCGAGGGUGGGGUGCUGCAAAGGUAGUGGAAUGCGCACGCACGCCGAUUUUGGUGCAUGCUGGUAUGUAAAACGGUAGAAUGCUAGAUCCAGCCUGCGUGAACGAUAGUCACGGAUGCGAUGGUCACGCCCCGCGAUCAACUACGUUGUUCGCUGGGUGAACAAUCAAUCAGCCGGCGCAAACGACGUACGAGCGACGGGUGGACGUUGAUCGACAUGACUUUUCGAGGCGUUGAUAUCCGUGUUGUGCUGGAGACGAUUGAUUCGCUAGGCAGUGUACUAUAAAUGUUGCUGCUGCGGCGACUGUGGGAUGUGGAUGUGUCUCGCGAAAGAUCGCAGGGGAAAAGAAGCAUUGCUUGGACGACUCUGUCGCCUGCUUUGGUUGAAGCAAAUCCUGGAAUCCCAGAGAUACGAA